AUUAUGAGAAAGAUAUCUUAUAGUUUCACAUAAUUGAUGAAAUUGCAUUUACAUGACUAUCAUGUAAAUCUCAAAGCAAAAAUGGUUCCAUUUGCUGGAUAUGAAAUGCCUGUUCAAUAUCCAUAGGGUGUUUUGAAAGAGCAUUUAUAUUGUAGAGAAUCAUGUGGAUUAUUUGAUGUAUCACACAUGGGAUAAGUUAAAGUUUUUGGAGAAGAUAGAAUGAAAUUUGUAGAAACUCUAACAACAGGAGAAUUCUAAAGUAUAUAUUAUAGUAAUGAAUCAAUUAAUUAGCAAAGAAAUCAGGACAGAGUGUUUUAUGUUUGAUAUUAAAUGAGAAGGCAGGUAUUAUAGAUGACACAAUAGUUGCUAAAAGAGAUGAUCAUAUGUAUUAAGUUAUAUUCAAUUAAAAAGUCACAUUGUUGUUAAUGCUGGCAAUAAGUUUAUUGAUAUGAAACAAAUGGAUAAAAUCAUUAAGGAUUAUAACUACAAAGUCUAAUAUGAGUAUCUUUAAGAUAAACCAUUGAUAGCUGUUUAAGGUAUUUAUAUAUAUAUAUGAAUCUAUUUUUAGGACCAAAUGCUCACAAAGUUUUGAAUGAAAUUUUUGGAACAGAAUACAAUUUAGACAAGAUACCAUUUAUGUUUAUGGUCAAUAUCUAAAAGAAUGGAAUAGAUUAUCAAAUCAAUAGAUGUGGAUAUACAGGUGAAGAUGGUUAUGAAAUAUCUGUUGAAAAUUCUAAAGCAUAAGAAUUAUGUGAUAAGUUAUUGGCAACAAAAAUGGCUUAAUUUUGUGGUUUAGGAGCAAGAGACUCAUUACGUCUAGAAGCUGGAUUGUGUUUGCAUGGCCAUGAAAUGGAUGACACCAUUUCCCCUUAUGAAGCAAAAUUAAUGUGGACUGUUCGUAAACCAAAUGUAUAAUAUAUUCAUUUAUCAAUAAAGAAAGAGACUGGAAAAUAUAAUGAAUCUGCUGCCUUUAUUGGUAGAGAUGCCUUACCAUAAAGACAAAAAGAUGCAAAAUUCAAAAGAAUGGGUUUUAUUACUUAAUCAGGAAUUGCAAGACCUCCUUGCGAUAUUGAAUUUUAAGGUCAAAAGAUUGGCUCUGUUACAAGUGGAACAUAUUCACCUAAUCUUAAAAAAGGGUUAGGUUUUGCUUUCAUUAAUAAUGAAUAUGCUAAAGAUGGAACCUAAUUAUAAGCUGAUAUAAGAGGAUCUAAAGUAAAUAUAACUUUGAGUCCAACUCCAUUUGUACCAUAGAGAUAUUAUAAACCAGAGAAAAAGUGAU
Molecule: messenger RNA, 1279 nt
Organism: Paramecium pentaurelia
Lineage: Eukaryota; Ciliophora; Oligohymenophorea; Peniculida; Parameciidae
Source: the annotation of a GenBank genome assembly